Molecule: messenger RNA, 830 nt
Organism: Mytilus trossulus (common blue mussel)
Lineage: Eukaryota; Metazoa; Mollusca; Bivalvia; Mytilida; Mytilidae
Exons: 2
Coding region: 40-471 (143 amino acids)
Source: RefSeq, a predicted model, not a curated record
GCACACGCAUCAAACAGAAUAGUCUUCAAAAGUCUGAAUAUGGAAUACCAAUACGAAGCAGCAACAGAAAGAGUCAGCGAGGCACUGGAAACCGUGAAAUAUGAUCUGAUGAAAGUCAGAACUCAGGAUGAUCAACUAAUGAGACAACUCUUAAAUAUCAACGCAACUAUAAAGAAAUUAACGACUAGGGGCACAAAACCAUCUAAAAGAUGCAGUCAGCUGUUUUGUUCAUGUGGUAAUACAAACUGCGGAGGAAAGAGAAUAAUUUCUGCAUCAGACAUGCGUAAAAUUGAUACACCGAUGCCGCUUAAGGGAACACUUGCAGCUUUCAGAGCUCUGUGCAUCAAUAGCACUGGAUCAGGUUCAGAAUAUGGAUCUUCAGAUGACGAGAUCAACGAUUUCUCUGACAGCGAUUGCGACGUGUUUGAAGACAAAACAUCAGACGAUGAAAAUGUAUUUGACCACGUUUGAACAUUAUUACGUUUGAUUAACACGAAUCAAAUAUUAAUACUACAUAAGUACUAACCAACUGUUAUGAAAGUAUGCAUUCGGCGUCGGAGGAAAAUGGUUUACGAUGGUUUACAGACUGCGUCGGAAAUAAAAUGGUUUACGAAUGGUUUACGAUUAUAAACCUAAGCUCCAGGAAUAUAGAAGAGAGACAGGGCAUAGACAUUAUAAGUAUAUUCUUAGUGUAAAUGAAGACAUUAGAAGAUUAGACAUUGACAGAACAACAACAAAAACAAUGACAAUGUUCAACCAGAAGCACAGUUUGAACAUAUGAGACAUUUAAUGUAAAUGUAUAUUCUAAAAUAAUAAAAGCUAAAAAUGUA